Molecule: messenger RNA, 805 nt
Organism: Artibeus jamaicensis (Jamaican fruit-eating bat)
Lineage: Eukaryota; Metazoa; Chordata; Mammalia; Chiroptera; Phyllostomidae
Product: histone H1.3
Exons: 1
Coding region: 50-715 (221 amino acids)
Biological process (GO): nucleosome assembly
Cellular component (GO): nucleosome
Molecular function (GO): structural constituent of chromatin; DNA binding
Source: RefSeq, a predicted model, not a curated record
CUCUGACAGUUUAAGUCUUUUUUUGUCUUUGUAGGCAAAACAGGAAAAAAUGUCGGAGACUGCACCAGUUGCUCCUGCCGCUCCCGCCACUGCGGAGAAAACACCUGUUAAGAAGAAGGCGAAGAAAACUGGCGCCGGCGCCGCCAAGCGCCAGGCGUCCGGGCCGCCCGUGUCCGAGCUCAUCACCAAGGCCGUGGCCGCCUCCAAGGAGCGCAGCGGCGUGUCGCUGGCCGCGCUCAAGAAGGCGCUGGCGGCCGCGGGCUACGACGUGGAGAAGAACAACAGCCGCAUCAAGCUGGGCCUCAAGAGCCUGGUGAGCAAGGGCACCCUGGUGCAGACCAAGGGCACCGGCGCCUCGGGCUCCUUCAAGCUCAACAAGAAGGCGGCCUCCGGCGAGGCCAAGCCCAAGGCCAAGAAGGCGGGCGCGGCCAAGCCCAAGAAGGCUGCUGGGGCGGCCAAGAAACCCAAGAAGGCCGCGGGGUCCGCCACCCCCAAGAAGAGCGCCAAGAAGACCCCGAAGAAGGCGAAGAAGCCGGCGGCGGCUGCAGGGGCCAAGAAAGUGACCAAGAGCCCGAAAAAGGUGAAGGCAGCGAAACCCAAGAAGGCGGCCAAGAGUCCAGCCAAGGCCAAGGCCUCUAAGCCCAAGGCGGCGAAGCCUAAAGCCGCGAAACCCAAGGCUACAAAGGCGAAGAAGGCGGCACCUAAGAAAAAGUAAACUUCAGAGGCAGGUCCUGCUGUGAAAAUCUCAAAAGGCUCUUUUCAGAGCCACCCACGAAUUUCAGGAAAAAGAGCUUAACUAGAUAUA